Messenger RNA from Pseudoliparis swirei, 1800 nucleotides. RefSeq names its product protein Z, vitamin K-dependent plasma glycoprotein a (gene proza). Gene Ontology annotation, molecular function: calcium ion binding; serine-type endopeptidase activity. Bases 145 to 1422 code for a protein of 425 amino acids. Gene Ontology annotation, biological process: proteolysis; blood coagulation. The record is from RefSeq and is a predicted model, not a curated record. Lineage: Eukaryota; Metazoa; Chordata; Actinopteri; Perciformes; Liparidae. Gene Ontology annotation, cellular component: extracellular region. The transcript has 9 exons.
GAGAGGCCCAAUCCGUGCAGGACGUUGUGUUGUGUUUCUGGACCAGCGGGCAGAGAGAGGGACCAGACCGGGCCGGUACCUUGAUCCAUUCCGUCGCUGACACAUUGAUCCCUGCUGCACCAACAGCUCGACUCCAGUGUCACCAUGAGCUCCAGCACCACAUCUGCCGCUCUGCUGUGUCUGCUGGCGGGGGCCAUGGCAGCUGUUCAGACCCCCCACUCAGUGUUCCUGGACAAGCAGCAGGCGAGCUCGCUGAUCUCCCGUCAGAAGAGGAACAUUGACGGCAGUAACCCGGCUCCGUCCAGUCUGGAGCAGGCUUGCAUGGAGAAAGUGUGCAACUACGAGGAGGCCAGAAAGGUCUUCCAGGACUCGUACCGCACGGAUAUCUUCUGGGCGGUCUACAUUGACGGAGACCAGUGUGCAGAGAAGCCCUGCAAGAAUGGAGCCAUGUGUUCGGACAGCGUGGGAGGCUACGACUGUGUCUGCAAGACGGGUUUCACAGGGGUCCACUGUGAAAAUGACCAGACCCUGUGCACCCUGGAGAAGAACAAGGGGUGCACCCAGUUCUGCAAACCGGGCUACAUGUCCUACGAGUGCUCCUGCGCACGCGGCUGGAAGCUCAGCCGCACGCUCAGGGACAAGUGUGAGCCUGCGGUUACUUUCCCUUGUGGUAAGGUGUUCAGUCUGAGGCAGUGGGAGGAGAGACUUUCAGGCAAUGUCCGCAGCAACUUUGAAGGAUUUAGCUGUUCAUCUUCGGAGUGUCCCUGGCAGGCUCUUCUGGUGAGUGCAGAGUCUGCAGGUUUCUGUAGCGGCGUCAUUCUGAAGGAGAACCUGGUCUUGACUUCAGCUCAGUGUGCCAACAAAUACAGCUCCUUCCAGGUGUCGGUCGGCAAGCGCAACACCAAUGAAGAUGGAGGGCAGACACUGUAUGUAAAAUUAGUUCACAUCCACCCCAAAUUUGUGGAAGGUCAACCCAAAAAUGACCUGGCUGUGAUUGAGCUCCGUGACCGCAUCACAUUUAAGAAGGAAGUGACUGCCGCGUGUCUGCCAGAAAAGGACUUUGCCGAUAGCAUCCUGAUGACGGGAGAGUUACCAGCCAUGGUCACCGGCUGGAAAGAAGCCAACGAGAGCUCUGCUUUCCAGGGCCCUCUCACCAUUAACCAACUCGCGUAUGACCGCCUGCCUCAGUGUCUGGAGACUCACCCCAACCUGGUGACCAAUACAAUGGGCUGCACCACUGCUCAGACCAAUGCUGACUGCACCAUGGGCUCCGGCAGCCCCGUGCUCACCCUGUACAGGGAGGUGUUUUUCCUCACUGGGGUGCUCAGCCAGCCGCCAGGGGCCGAAUGCAGCAAAGGCUACAUCUUCCAGAAGGUGUCACGUCACCUCGGCUGGCUGCAGCCUCUCAUGGCCUCACGUUAGGUGGGUUAGUCAGGGUGAACAUUAUACGUUAUGAAAAAUAAGUACAAUGCGGGUGAUUAAAUAUUAAAACAUGAUAAUACAUUUAAUAGUCGUAAAAUAUUGUCUUUUAAAAAUAACCAUCUCCUAAACCAUAUAGUUGUUGCUUCCCUUCUGUCUCUGUGGACUUCCUCAUUUAUCCACAAGGUGGGGCUUUUGUCUCAAACAGGGUCAAAGUGGCAAGAGGUAUAUUUAAUUAUUCAGCAUGCGUUUUGUGAGGCCUAUGUACCUUUUAAUUACCUUUAUGUUAUUUUAAGCAACUAUUGUACUGUUUGACCUGCAUCUUGCAACCCUCCAGUGAAUCACUGUUCUGUGAAUGUAAUAAACCGAAACGGCACCUGA